Messenger RNA from Plutella xylostella (diamondback moth), 2914 nucleotides. RefSeq names its product ATP-dependent DNA helicase DDX31. The record is from RefSeq and is a predicted model, not a curated record. Gene Ontology annotation, molecular function: ATP binding; nucleic acid binding. NCBI's taxonomy places the organism in Eukaryota, Metazoa, Arthropoda, Insecta, Lepidoptera, Plutellidae.
UCAUCAUAGCCUGUCAUGUUCAUGUGUGCGUAUAACCUCAAAAAUAGUUUUGAUUUGUUUAUGUAUUAAUAUUUUAGAUAUUUACAGUGAACCAUGGAUGAUUUACAAUUAAAUAUUACAGUUUCUAAAAAGGUUCCAAAGAAACAAACUGCCCAUAAUAAAAGUGCUAAAGAAUUCAAGUUUGUCUCAAAACCAGAGUUUACUGGUAAGACAAUCGCCAGAAAAAGGCCCCAGAAUCUUAUUCACCAACAGGGGUACGGAAAAAAGCAUGAUGGAGAGCCUCAAAAUAAGGUUGCUAAGGUUGCAGAGCCUCAAGAAAAAUCAAGUGAGACUUCCAGUAAUUUGCGUGAUUUAAGUGAAAAUAAAGGAAAAUUUCAUGGGAAAAACUACCAACACCUCAGUGAUGAUAUCCAGCUGAAGCAGAAACCUAGAAGUGGUGGGUGGAUAUCUUCACUAUUCAAGAACAACCCUGGGGUGCCGCGGCUAGGACAGAGAGCCGUGAAGCCCCUUGUAGAAAAAGUGUUUACUGGGAAGAACUUCUCCGAUUUGGAUAUACACCCGCACUGUGUUGCAAACUUGCAGCAGAACCUUAAUUUAAAGGAAAUGAUGACAGUGCAACAGAAAGCUAUUCCCGUCAUCUUGCAAGGAAGAGAUGUUUUAAUAAGGUCACAGACAGGGUCCGGUAAGACACUAUCAUAUGCGCUUCCCAUUAUUGAAGGACUACAAGCAAUAAGGCCCAAGAUCAACCGGCAUGACGGCAUCAGAGUUGUGAUAGUUGUGCCCACCAGGGAGCUCGCCGUACAGACUUAUGAGUUGCUCAUAAAACUGGUCAAGCCUUUCACAUGGCUGGUGCCAGGACUUUUAAGUGGUGGUCAGAAAAGGAAGUCUGAAAAAGCAAUAUUGAGGAAAGGAUUAAAUGUGUUAGUGGGCACACCUGGGCGAAUUAAUGACCAUCUGAGGCAUACACAAUCCUUGAAUUUCUGUAAAACAGGUUGCCUGGUAUUAGAUGAAGCUGAUCGUUUACUAGACAUGGGCUAUGAAAAAGAUGUAGCAGCCAUAGUCAAAGCUAUUGAAGACCAUAAGAAGAAUGCAGCCUAUGAUCCUAUGGCUCUUGUCAAAAAAACAUUUAUUAAAAACCCAGAUGAAGAGGGAGGUGAAGAAGUUCCUGAUGAUAAAAGCGGUGAAGAAAAAUAUAAACAUCAUUUAACUGAAAUAUUUCUUUCAAAAGAAAGACAAACAAUAUUGCUAUCUGCUACACUUACUAAGGCUGUUGAAAAUUUAGCAGGAAUUACAAUGGUAGACCCAGUGUUUAUAGAUACAUCUGAGGGUCGAGCUGUCAUUGCAGACUCUUUAAACCCCAAACUAGACAAACCCGGAAAUGUUACUAAAGUCAGUGAACCUACUAAGAAGAAAGAGAAAGUUGUAAAAGAAGAAUCUAUGGAAGAAGAUGAUGAAAGUACAGCUACAAAAGAAGUUGAAAAAGAAGAGAAGAGAGGAGGACUCAAUCACGCAGAUUUGAUCACUGAUGCCACCAAACUAAAUAAGAAGAAAACGAAAGUACCAGCCACUGCUGCUGAAGAUAGCGACAGUGACUCGGACUACGAAUACUUCAAAGUCCAAAAAGAACUUGAAACGAAAAAGGGAACAGUUGACAUGGACACUGACGAAGAAGAGGAACACCAGAAAGUGAACACAUUUAAUGACGCUUUAAAAUCUGCAAUCCAAGAGGAUGAGUUGGUUCUGCCAUCGUCAGUCAAUCAGACAUUCAUGGUAGUCCCAAUGAAGUUGAGGCUAGUGACUCUGUGUGCUCUCAUAGUGGAACAUUGCGUCAACAACAAGAAGGGCGGUAAAAUGAUUGUGUUCAUGGCCACAUUGGAGAUGGUGGACUACCACUCGGAGCUGAUAGAGACAGUGUUGACGGGGGAGAAGGUGAAGGUUAAGAAGAAAGACAAUAAAAAGUCAAAGAAGAAAAAGUCUGACGACCAAAGUGAUGAGGACUCGUCCUCAUCAGACUCGGACUUCGCAGCCGACUACCAGCAGGAGGGCUCGCUGGUCCCCGUAGAGCUGGAGAUGUUCAGCCUGCACGGCUCCAUGCCGCACGAGCGUCGCAUGGAGGUCUUCAAGCAGUUCCGGCUGGCCAAGCGGGGCGUGCUCAUUUGUACCGACGUGGCGGCGCGCGGGAUCGACGUGCCUCGCGUGGACCUGGUGCUGCAGUACUGCGCGCCCGCCUCCGCCACCGACUACGUGCACAGGGUGGGCCGCACGGGGCGCGCGACUGCGGUGGGAGCGGCCGUGCUGAUGCUGCUGCCCAGCGAGACCGACUUCGUCAGGUAUCUCGAGGAGAAGCGGAUACGUCUCCGCCAAUCGGACGAGAGCAGCGCACUAGAAGCCCUGCGCUCAGUGGCGGUGGCCACCACCACGCCGCGCGCCGCCGUGGCCGUGCAGGCGCGCCUCGAGGCCACCGCGCACAGUAACCGCGACUGGCUCGCCCGCGCCAGCAGAGCCUACACCUCCUGGGUGCGGUUCUACUCGGGAUACCCGCGCGACGUGCGAGAACAUCUCGACGCUCGCAAGCUGCACCUCGGCCACGCCGCCAAGGCCUUCGCCCUGCGCGACACGCCCGCCGCUCUCGCGAAGAGGACCAAGAAUGACCCGGAGCUGCAGAAGGAGAAGCCCAAGAACAGGCUGACGGUGCAUGAGGAGGAAGAGAAGAAAAGGCCCGGGUUCCCCCGCGUGAAAGUGGGCUCCCUCGCCAAGUUGACCAACAAGCAGAGCUCCAUGCACACGGCCAGCGAGUUCGACAGCGGCCUCGAGCCCGUGGACCACCAGCCCAAGCGGAACAAGAAGAAAAACAAGUGACAGUAAAGAGGUUAUUAUAUACUUCUUGAGGUUUGACGUUUCAACUACUUGAUGU